GCCUGUUUUAAUUGUUGAAAACAUUCAAUUUAUGUUUUUAGUUGUUUAAUUUUGGGUGAAAUGACGAGGUUAAACGAUAUCGAAGAAAAUCCGGAUUUGGCCAUCCCGUGGCGACACUGUUCACGAACACCAUCGGCCAUUUUCCUCCAGCUUCCAAACCGUGGAAAACCGCUCUCUCGAUUUCAGGCAGUACGCAGAAUUGUUCGCAACGGAUUUUUUCUCGGAAUUCAAAUUCAUUUGUACGAUUAACGACGUAUUUUACAGUUUUUACCAUUACCUGGCAGGCGUUUUUUUAUGAAGAAAACUUUUUUUUUAGCAUUUUGUAAACGUGUCUGUCGUUGAACGUUACCGAAAUGGCGACUUCUAAAGAGAGAAAUAUACACUUGUCUUUAGAUGAGAUCAUUGAAAUGGAACGGAAAAAAGAGAAAGUUGUGCAGGAGGAAGCUAACAACUCAGAACAGGCCGUCUCACUAGAUCUUGACUCUCUUAUCUGUCCUGAUAGCAAAACAGAUGAAGAGAUGCCAUGUGUUUCUUCACCCAGUCAAGAACCUUAUUCAAACAAUUUCUUCCGCCGAAGGCAGCCGAGGAAUAAUUCAUCGAUGCUCUUUUACUCAGGACGUCAGCCUUCAAGUGCUAGAAUGAACCAACGUGAUUGGCAGUAUUUCCUUAGUCGUCGAUUUGCAACUUUACAGAGAUAUGGUUUUCGUAAUCAAGGGUUUCAUUAUGGGAACAUUCCUAAUGUAAGGAAGAGACUUCAAAGGAAGACUAAAAAAAACAAUAAGUACAAGAGGCGCUGGAACAGUUCAAGUUGUAAUUCAUGUGGUUCUUUCAUACCAAGCCAGAGGCCGCCAAGCCGCAAUAGCCUUCGUAGGUCUACUUCGAUGAAUUCAGUUGCAUCAUUCAAAUCUGAUUGUUCAUUUAGGUCGAACAGAUCACGGGCAUCAAACAAUUCUUGGAAGUCAACGCACAACGGUGCUUUAACAUCUGAACGAAAGCCCCUACUGGAUCCUGGUUUGCAGAGCGAAAUACGCCAUAUUCAGGCUGCCGCUGUCGUCGCAAAGAUAAACUCUUCGACUCAGCUCAAUGACAUACCUGAAGAGUGUAUUCCCGACCCUCAGCACACAUUUGUUUCAAUCAGCGCUCGCUUUGGUUUAUAUUAUAAAUAAACAUAUUUUAUUUAAUGAAAAUAUUUUAGUUUUUCCUUGCCUAUUUCCACAGGCUAUGACUAAUUUAGUUAAAGAUUUUUCUGCAUUUUUAAUUGUUACUUUUUAUUACAUAUGAAUAAUUAAUUGCAUGUGUAUAUAUAUUUUUUACUUUCAUCAUUUGCUUGUUAAACCUUUAUGAGUACUUAAAAAUAAUAAUUCACAUUCAGGAUUUAAUGUGGGUAUAUAAAAUAAAUUUGGUUUUCAAAAAUACCAAAAUAUGUAUUUUACUUUUCUUUUUUGUAAUUAUAUACGUACAGCAGAAAAACAAUACAGGUACUGAUUUCUUUAUAUUCUUAUUCCUAGUUAUUACAGGCUAUGUAAUAUACAUUUAUCUUUGUUUAUAUAGGUUUUAUAACAAAAAAUAAAGCUUAAUUCUUAUAUAAAUUUAAUAUAUAUAUAUAUAUAUAAAUAUAUAUGUAUAGAUACAUACAUAAUUUGAAUCCUCCAACUUUAUAAUUUAUUAGUUUUUCAAUACACACCUUAUAUCUAUAAUAUAUAUUAUUUCUAUACGUAUGUAUGUAUUAUCACAGAUAGUUCUUAACAGUAAUUAUAAUUGAAUAAUAUAGGAGGUAAUAAAAUGGUAACUCCUAAUUUUUCUCUCAGGAUAUUACAAUUAAAAAUUAAAACAUAAUUAAAACAAAAAAUCUGACAAAUGGUAAUCUAUGGAAAUAAAAUUGUUCAUAUACCACUUAUAACUCCACAACAUAUAUGUAAACAAUAAAAUCUUAUCUGUUAUUAUGUAUAAUAUAAAAGUUACAACUUGAGGUAGAUAAUCGGUUGGAAUGCAGAUUUAUAUAUGUUACACUUACACAAAAUUUAAGUACUGCGAUUGUAAAAAUGUCAUGUAACUAAUUUUUUUAUCAUUAUAUUAUUUAUAAUGGGACUAGUUUUUGAGAAGGAAAAACCAAAUGAAAAACAAUUUAGAGUAAAUAAGGAACACCGAUUAGGAUAAAACAAUGGAUUUAUAGACAGCGUCCAUUUUUAAAAAUUACUUUCUAAUACGUGUUUUUUUGUCUGACUUUCUAUGCCAAUGAAGAUGUACUGGAUUACAAAAGAAGACAAGUGUAUAAUUGUCAUCUAUUUAAUUAUUGCUGGAUAUUCCUAACCUUGCUGGUUUUUCUCAGUUCUACUUGAAAUUGGCAGUUAAUAGCAUAUUUUAUAAAGUAAUAACAACUCAAUAGAUGGUUAUUAUUGAAGGUCAUAAAGGUUUUAUUAAGAUACGCAAUCAAAACUUGCAUACGUAUUCAAUGCAUUUCUGAAAAAUUCAUCAUUCCUGUGAGGCAAAGAUCUUUAGUAAGGUGUAAUACAUGAAAAUCACUGACCAGAAAUUGUGUAAAAAAACAAAAUAUUAAAAUAAGCGAUUUACAAAUUAAA
This is a messenger RNA of Cimex lectularius (bed bug), 2579 nucleotides long. RefSeq lists its product as uncharacterized. The transcript is spliced from 6 exons. Bases 354 to 1166 code for a protein of 270 amino acids. Lineage: Eukaryota; Metazoa; Arthropoda; Insecta; Hemiptera; Cimicidae. The record is from RefSeq and is a predicted model, not a curated record.